AUGCCGUCGUUGAUCACCGAGCCCUGCUUGUCGCUGCAGGGAAGUCUGUCUCCACCCGGAAACGACUUCGUUAAUGACCAUCUUCCGACUAAUCCAUUGGCCACUGUCUAUUUUAGCCGAGAGGGCCUUGCCGCCUCAUCCACCGGUCCCCUGUCGUGGUAG
Molecule: messenger RNA, 162 nt
Organism: Penicillium arizonense
Lineage: Eukaryota; Fungi; Ascomycota; Eurotiomycetes; Eurotiales; Aspergillaceae
Exons: 2
Coding region: 1-162 (53 amino acids)
Source: RefSeq, a predicted model, not a curated record